UUCUUUUUUGACCGCUUCCAGGUUACCGGGGUCAGCGGCGCUUGAGCUUCCGGGGGCGCUACUGGAGGGCGCGCGGGCCGGGGUCGACGCCGGGUCGGCAACAUUGAGCAUGUGAAUUAACCCAAGGAAACUUGAGUUCCAGUAUGUGGUAUAUUAUGCAGAGCAUUCAGAGUAAAUAUUCUUUGUCGGAGCGCUUGAUCCGGACUAUUGCAGCCAUCCGAUCCUUCCCGCAUGACAAUGUCGAAGACCUUAUCAGGAGGGGAGCAGAUGUUAACUGUAUGCACGGUACCCUGAAGCCAUUGCACUGUGCUUGCAUGGUUGCUGAUGCCGACUGCAUUGAGCUGCUCUUGGAAAAAGGAGCUGAGGUCAAUGCCCUUGAUGGCUACAACCGAACAGCACUUCACUAUGCAGCGGAAAAGGACGAGACUUGCGUAGAGAUCCUAUUAGAAUAUGGGGCAAAUCCCAAUGCACUGGAUGGUAACAAGGACACGCCGCUUCAUUGGGCCGCCUUCAAGAACAAUGCUGAAUGUGUCCGAACACUCUUAGAAAGCGGCGCCUUUGUCAAUGCUCUGGAUUACAACAACGACACCCCGCUGAGCUGGGCAGCGAUGAAGGGAAACCUGGAGAGUGUGAGCAUCCUUCUGGAAUAUGGGGCAGAGGUCCGGGUGGUCAAUAUGAAGGGGCAGACCCCGAUUUCGAGGUUGGUUGCCCUGCUGGUCAGAGGACUCGGCACCGAGAGGGAAGACUCCUGCUUUGAUCUCCUUCACAGAGCCGUAGGACACUUUGAGUUGCGGAAGAACGGCACGAUGCCACGCGAAGUCACGCGGGAUCAGCAACUCUGCGAAAAGCUCACCACCCUGUGCUCCGCCCCGGGCACCUUAAAGACGCUGUCGCGCUAUGCUGUGCGCCGCAGCCUGGGAGUGCAGUUCCUGCCAGAUGCAGUGAAGGAGCUGCCUCUGCCAGAAUCUCUGAAAGAGUAUGUGUUGCUUAAAUGACAGCUAAAGCCUUGCAAGGCUCUGUUAAUAGCUCACUUUGGUUGACUUAACUGUGCAGCUCCUUUCCUGGUGCUUUGCAGAUCAGUGUGAUACUGGUUCUGACAUUGGCUGGUUGUUUCCCUUAGUUUCUCAUUUUUUCCUUCUUUUCUUCACUGAGAGAGGCUGGAAGGUGUAAUGUCUAGUUCUUGAGAAAGAACCCUGCUCUUCGCCUCCUGCAGUUCUUCCCUGAAUUCCUAGAUCUGAUUUCUCCUGAGAAUCUUUUGCACAAAGGGAAGGUGGAGCUAUGUAUCAGGCUGGAGGAGGAGGAGGAGGAGGUGGGGAAGACACAAAAGCCAAAUGAUUGGUGACUUUCCUGCUUCUAGCUUUACACUCUUGAGUCAGCAGGCCUGUCUUGCCAUUUCAUUUUCUACUGCAAGGUAAAGUGGCUUGAUGGAUUGGAACAAAGGCAGCCCUUCUCUGUUACACUGCCUCCUUUGUGUCUCUCCUAUCCACUCAUCAAAUUGGCAGGAGAGGGAGAAUUCUCUCCAAAGUAGUGGAUCAUGUUUUGAUACUUUGGCCAGAUCUUCAUGUGCAGCAGAAUGAAAUUCCACAACAAAUCCCAAGGUGGUAGUGGACUGUCUCACUUCAGACUGCCGGUGGAGAAUAUGAUUUGUGAAUGGCCCUUGGUUGGGAGUCAGGUUGAGGAACCAAACCCCUGCAAGUAGAAAGCAAACACCUCAGGGCAACAAGUUCUUCAGCAGUCCUUUAUUUGCUGUCCUAAUGUAAA
Molecule: messenger RNA, 1761 nt
Organism: Lacerta agilis (Sand lizard)
Lineage: Eukaryota; Metazoa; Chordata; Lepidosauria; Squamata; Lacertidae
Gene: ASB8
Product: ankyrin repeat and SOCS box containing 8
Exons: 4
Coding region: 144-995 (283 amino acids)
Biological process (GO): intracellular signal transduction
Molecular function (GO): protein binding
Source: RefSeq, a predicted model, not a curated record